UGAGUAGGGGAAAAAUAACUGCAUAAUCAAGAAUAAAAUGUACAACAGAGACUUCCAACAAGUUUAUAAAUCAAUAAAUACUAAACAGUUAAGUUUACUCGUUCUCGCUCUCAUUAAAACAUUGUUGUCCUUAUUUGUUUUUUUAUCGUUCAACAUGCGGUUGUUCAGUCGUUCUUGCCAAAGUGAAGAACGUUUAGUAGGAAAAACCGUUGUGAUAACUGGUGCAAAUACCGGAAUUGGAAAAGAGACUGCAAGAGAUCUUUAUAGACGAGGAGCCAGAGUGAUUCUUGCAUGCAGAAAUGUUGCCAAAGCUGAAGAAGCAGUAGAAGAGAUCAAAACUACUCCGCCUACGAAACCUAACAGAGCACAGUUUAAUGGAGACCCUGGUGAAUUGGCUGUUUGCCAUCUGGAUCUAUGUAACCUUGCUAGCGUCAGAAAAUGUGCACAGAUCCUUAAUGAUACUGAAGCCAAUAUUCAUAUUCUUAUCAACAAUGCCGGCGUCAUGAUGUGUCCAUACGCUAAAACAGAUGAUGGAUAUGAAACUCAAUUUCAAUCUAAUCAUCUUGGUCAUUUCUUGUUUACUCUUCUAUUGCUUCCAAAAAUCAUUAAAUCAACACCUGCAAGAAUAAUCAAUGUCUCUUCUUUAGCGCAUGUUUUUGGUGAUAUUAAUUUUGAUGAUAUUAAUUCGGAACGAUCGUAUUCUGCAAGAACAGCUUAUGCACAAAGUAAACUUGCUAAUGUAUUAUUCACGAAAGAAUUAGCACGUCGAUUGGAAGAAGUUAAAAUCGAAGGAAUUACUACAUACUCUCUACACCCUGGAGUAAUAGCCACUGAUUUAGGUCGACAUUUCAGCAAAACUAUGUUUCCUGGAGCUCGAUUUGGCUUUGAAAAUCUUCUGGCUCCAUUUAUAAAAACUCCAGAACUUGGAGCACAAACUACAAUUCAUUGUGCUACGGAUAAAAAAGCAGGAACUGAGACAGGAUUAUAUUACAAGGAAUGUGGUAUAACUUCAUCUUCAUCUGCAUCAAACAACAUUGAAAAAGCUCGUCGGCUUUGGGACGUAAGUGUUAAACUGAUUGGCGCAGAGCCUAAGAAUGACCUGAAUGAGCUUCUGGCUUCACUUGUUCCUACAAAAUAAUUAAUAUUUCUAUUUAUUCCUAAGUUAAUAUAUAAUAUGUACACGAUUAAAGUUUAAUAAUCACAAUGUCAUAGUUGUUGAUGCUAUAAAACAUUCUAUAUUCAUUAUACCAUACUAAUACAUUAACAUUUUAUAAUAAAUCUUCAAAUAGAUGCAAUGAAAU
This is a messenger RNA of Chelonus insularis, 1301 nucleotides long. Its product is annotated as retinol dehydrogenase 12-like. The transcript is spliced from 6 exons. The record is from RefSeq and is a predicted model, not a curated record. The coding region runs from base 38 to 1138 and encodes 366 amino acids. Lineage: Eukaryota; Metazoa; Arthropoda; Insecta; Hymenoptera; Braconidae.